AUGAGAUUUGGAAAGAAGGGCAACUUGAGCCCGAGAUUUAUUGGACCAUUCGAGAUAACCGAAUGUGUCGGUUCCGUAGCUUAUAGACUUAAGCUACCUGAGGAGCUUAGUCGUAUCCAUGAUGUGUCCCACGUUUCAAAUUUAAAGAAAUGUCUAGCCAAUGAGUCGCUAGCUUUGACGCACCAUGAUGUGCAAAUUGAUGAAAACCUGAGGUUCAUUGAGAAACCGAUUUCGAUUGAGGAUCGACAGGUUAAAAAGCUUCGUAAGAAACUGAUCCCCAUCGUGAAUGUCAAAUGGGAUUCCCGUCGUGGCCCAGAAUAUACAUGGGAGGUUGAAGCAAAAAUGAGACAUAAAUACCCAUAUUUAUUUGAAUAA
Messenger RNA from Helianthus annuus (common sunflower), 375 nucleotides. RefSeq lists its product as uncharacterized. The transcript has a single exon. NCBI's taxonomy places the organism in Eukaryota, Viridiplantae, Streptophyta, Magnoliopsida, Asterales, Asteraceae. The record is from RefSeq and is a predicted model, not a curated record. The coding region runs from base 1 to 375 and encodes 124 amino acids.